Messenger RNA from Fulvia fulva, 1356 nucleotides. RefSeq names its product Glutamyl-tRNA(Gln) amidotransferase subunit A, mitochondrial. Bases 1 to 1356 code for a protein of 451 amino acids. Lineage: Eukaryota; Fungi; Ascomycota; Dothideomycetes; Mycosphaerellales; Mycosphaerellaceae. Gene Ontology annotation, cellular component: glutamyl-tRNA(Gln) amidotransferase complex; mitochondrion. Gene Ontology annotation, molecular function: glutaminyl-tRNA synthase (glutamine-hydrolyzing) activity. The transcript is spliced from 2 exons. Gene Ontology annotation, biological process: glutaminyl-tRNAGln biosynthesis via transamidation; mitochondrial translation. The record is from RefSeq and is a predicted model, not a curated record.
AUGGCAAUGCCACUAGAUGGCAGAUUCAUUGGCAUCAAAGCCAACAUCCUCACCAAGACGAGCGUCGUGCCAUCCACAGCCUCCUCCAAAACGCUCGCCGACUACCAUCCUCCCUUCCACGCGACAGUCGUCAAGCACCUCAUCGCCAAUGGCGCCAACGUCCUACCCAAUGCCAACAUGGAUGAGUUCGGUAUGGGCUCGCAUUCGCAGUACUCCCACUUCGGGCCUGUCCAAAGCCCGUUCAAGCGAGAUGGUGUCCCGCUUUCACCGGGUGGCAGCAGCGGCGGCAGUGCAGCGUGGGUAGCAUCGAAGCUGUGCUGGGUAGCACUGGGCACAGAUACAGGAGGGAGUGUGAGGUUGCCUGCGGCAUAUAUGGGACAAGUCGGCUUCAAGCCGAGUUAUGGGAGACUGUCGAGGUGGGGUGUGAUCCAGUAUGCAAAUUCACUGGACACCGUUGGGAUACUAGCCGGGAAGUCUGCAGAUGCGAGAGCAUUGUACAGAUGCUUGGACCACUUCGACGAGCAGGACCCAACUUCUCUUCCACUGUCUUUGCGCGACAGGAUCAAGACCAACACCAGCAGAAGAGACCCAUCAAGACUCCGCAUCGGCAUUCCCCUCGAAUACAACAUCCACGAACUCUCCCCAGCAGUCCAGUCCACCUACACUUCCACCCUCCACGCUCUCCAAUCCGCCGGCCACACCCUCCACCCCGUCAGUCUCCCCUCAACCCGCCGCGCCCUCUCAGCCUAUUACAUCCUCGCCCCAGCCGAAGCCUCCUCCAACCUCGCCAAAUACGACGGCGUCCGCUACGGCCACCGCACAUCGCCUUCUGAUGCCUCACCAAACUCCACACCCCCUCUGCCACUCUACGCCCAAACCCGAUCCGAAGGCUUCGGCGAGGAAGUCAAGCGUCGGAUCUUACUAGGAGCUUAUACUCUCAACUCUGAAGCAAUCGAUAAUUACUUCAUCCAAGCACAGAAGAUCCGGCGUCUAGUCCAGAAGGACUUUGAUCGUGUGUUUGCUUUAUCGAACCCGCUGCUAGACACCGAUGAAGUUUCAGCAGAAGGGGCAGAAGUAGACGUUCUCCUGACACCGACGGCGCCGACCUUACCCCCGACUGUAGAGGAACUGAAGCGCCAGAGCGCGGUGGAGAGUUAUACGAACGAUGUGUUCACAGUGCCGGCGAGUCUGGCUGGAUUGCCUGCAAUCUCUGUGUCCGUUCCGUUGUCAGCGGAGCUAUUGGCAGGGAUGGAGGAGACGGAUGUGAGGAGUGCGGGUAUGCAGAUUAUUGGGCAGUUCGGGGAUGAUGAGAUGGUGUUGGAAGCUGCGGAGGUGGUGGAGAAGUUGAGGUCUUAG